AUGGCGGCCUUCAUAAGAGUGUGUUUUACUUCCUUAAUAUUUUUCUUGCCACUUUUAUCUUGUGUACUCUCAAAAGGACACCGAGCGCUCGAAAUUCAUUUCAAUCCGAACUGUACUCGUCAUGAAUGUGAUAAAGGAGUUAACGGGAGCUUCGCCAAUCUGGUGUAUGUCCGUGCCAAGGGCUCGUCUGACUAUCUGCACUACAUGUUCAGCACAGUGGGCGUGCCAGCCGUGAUCAUCGCCCGGACGAAGCCUGAUCCUACCAUCACACUCCGCGUCAACUGGGACAAACUUCUCGCCAAAAAUGGCAACAUCUCAAAUGCACUGACAUUAACCGGAGACCCCCAUAAAAUUUUGAAUUCAUUUGGAACUGUUUUCACAAAGCUCCUGGAGUACAAUGACACUGACGACACUGCUGAUCUGAGCAGCUAUCCCCUGUGGAACAGCACCGACCGAAACAACCGGCCGUUCACGGAGUUCAAGUGGAACAAGGUCCAGAAGCUCAACGAGACUGUCAUUGGUUUUGUGUUCAAGUCAACCGUCUGGCAGAACAAAACACUGACGGAAUCCGAGUACUCUGAUGAGGCGAAGAAUAGGACGGCUUCUUUGUCCUUCACUUUUCGCCUAUUUGUGAAAGACGACCGCGAAUCUCAGCUGCCCCACCUGGAGUUUUCCGAGAACAGCACACAGUUUGACUUGACAAUCGACAACAUGAAGCCAUGUUGUACACGGUCGCGGUUCGCCCUCGAGGUGGCCAUGCUUACUGACCCUCUCGACAAGGCUGGUUUCAAAAUGGAGGAAACAAAAUCAAUUGAUGAUGAAUACUCCCCGGGAGUCUUCAGAAUGGUCUCCGUGAGAAUGAGUCCCAGCGACCAGGCGAAGGGUGGCUUUCUACAAUGGAAGCCCGUCUGUUACCAAAAGCAUACCCGGUCUCGUAAUGUGGCCACCAGUGUUAAGAAGUACCAGCUAGGUGACACGCACAACGUCACGGAGCUGCUCAAGGAAAGUAUAGCACAUGCUUUCUACGGCAGUCAGCUAUUUUUGAAAGGAGUGGAAAGGCAUGCGCUGAAUAUUUCAUUCGGUUUCGCCAAUGAUGGGUUUUACACGAAAACAAACUACUCGAGUUGGUCUGCCACUCUAGGUUUUGGAGAGCCUCCUGCUGACAAGAUCUCUCUCCUCGUCAUCGGGGUCAUCUCGGCCGGUCUCGGUAUCCCAGUGAUCCUCAUCAUAUUUGGCGGACUCUUCGUGUUCAUUAGAAAACAACGCAGUAAGCAGUACAAGCCACUGCAGGACGUCUCCUCAAGUUAUCCAGCGGGAGCUGGUAAAGAAGAGAAAAGAUGAUUGCUGUCUGUCGUUAUUACUGGCUAAGUGAUUUAAACCUUUAUUUAUUAUCCUCCUGAUAUUUUGCCUGAAGGUGUAUGUCAAUCAGUAUAAGAUUGUAUAGAAAAAGGACCUAAAAGAUUUUCACACUUUGAAAAUUAAAAAUAAAUAAAAUUAAUUCUGAUGUGCACAUGAAAUAAAAGUUAAUUAAAGGCCAGAUUACAUAGCAGUUGAGCCUUGACCUACUAAAGGCAGAGUCAUAUGGAUUACUUGACUUGAAAUGUAGACUUUAUAUUCGUCCUCCACUAACAUACUCCUACCAUAUGCGGUUUUACUGAUCUUUUGAACAGUAUUAUUGUUUGAUUUAUUGAUACAUUAUGCACCCAUAAUGUUUUUUUCAUGUAUAAUUAAAUAGCUGGUAAUUAAAAAACAAUCAAUGUGCUCUAGUGGUGUUGUUAAAGAAACCAAACGUUUUUCUUUGUAUAACCUGACCUCUGACCUCUGACCUAUGGCACUAAUCCCCUAGUCCCAUGGACCAACCCUUGCAGUUAAGAAAAUGUCCGUGGCAAAAAAUAUGCUGUGGAAAAUGUUAUUGAAUAUAGUCCACAGCAAAGAAAGUGCUAUGGAGAAGUAAAAUCACCAUGACAGUCUUCUCAGCAUUGCCGACUGGCAUAGGCAUUUGCAAAGGUUGUGUGGACUCGGGUCAAUCAAAUGGCUGAAAUCGUGAAAUGAGUUAUGGUCAUGUGAUCGCUACGCCAUUCUUUCUCCUUCACUUUCACGGUCUGGACAUCUUUUUAUUUCACUCCUGCCAUGUACAUGUAGAAAGCCAAUUGACCUGUGGCUCUGCCGUUAAUAAACAUAUCUGUAAUAAGUGGUGCGAAUAGUCGUGCCAACUUGUCGCAUGCAAUUUAUUGGCCCUACAAAAAUCGGAACAUACUUAUAAGACUAAAGUCGUUCUGAUUUAGGUGUUCUCACAGUGCGAUUCGAUUGCAUGCGACAAGUCGGUACCACUAAUCACAAAAUGAGAACGCCCCAUAAGAUAAGGUAAGAUACACUUUAUUGCAUAUAAAAAUUCCACAUUUGGAACUGGAUGCAAAACAUGUAAUAUUUGUACAAGCAUGGCACAGACAGACAGGAUACCAAACUGGUUAUUGGUUAAUACAUGUAUAAUCAUAAACAAGUUUACACACUGCACCUUCACAAGUAGGAUCAUAGUUUUGCAUAAUAAAUGGUUUUGACUUUUUAGAAAUAAUAAUUAUGUACAGCAAUUAAGUCUAGAUUUGAAAAGUGGUUCAAUCACAGCUGCUGGGUUUCACCUAAUAUUUGUAAUAGCACACUUUCGUUUUUUUUAAAACGUGAGCAUGGAAAAUUAUGUUCCACGAAAUGUAGAGUAGCAGAAAUUACUCUCUUUGAUGUUAGCAUUCAAGGGGAAGGGCAUUAUAUUUUGUACCCCCAGGUUCAAAUUGUGUUCAUGUACUAAUGCUAUCAUGCUUAAAAGACAAUCUUAAUAGCAUCAUACCAUCACCAAGAAUACUGCCUUAUUUUCUUGAAUACUCAAACUAGAUCAUUAUUGUUGUUAAAUGAUUCUACCCAGUGUGUGUAAUUGCAUGUAAGUGUGAGUUUCUUUUAAGCAAUAUUUAUUCCAUCUUUAAAAUAUAUAUAUAUUUAUAUAUAUUUAGAUUUUUUCCUCUUUUUUUUUUCUUUCUUCUUUUGUUGUGGUCGACAGGAUGACAAUUAUUUAAGGUAGUGUCCUACACAUUUUAAUUACAAAGUCUGAAUUUAAGUUGUUAAAUAUGAAAUGAUGUUUAAAUGACAGUGUCCUUGGUAUUACUAUUAAAGGCACAUUUAUGCUAAUACUGCAGUACAUAAGGCAUGUAUUUUUUUGUAUAAAAUUAUUUUUUGGUUGUCAAAAUUUUGUCCUUGUGAAAUUCUGUAUUGCUUGUCUUUCUUGAAUAUUUUUGUUUUGCACAUGUCAAGUAUGUCAAGUAUUUCUUAUAAAUUUGAGAGAGAGAUAGAGAUAGAGAUAGAGAGAGGCAGGCAGGCAGGCAGGCAGGCAGGCAGACACAGACAGACAGACAGACAGAGAGAGACAGGCAGACGGCUAGAGAGAGACAGACGGCUAGAGAGAGACAGACAGACAGACAGCGAGAGAGAGACAGGGGGAACCCCACUAAGACAACCAACCUAGAAGACUUCAUUUUACAUAUCUUGCACUGGAAGGUCACUUUAAUAGCUUGUUCGUUGAAUGUUCAAUGUGUGUGCUAGGUCAAAGGUAAUUUAAAUGUAAAUAUGUAUUAAUUCAAAUGUUAAACAUGCAUGUACAUAAAUAAUAUAUUUGUAAAUAAUUAUUCAAUGCAAAGCAUACAGGUAUAUACUGAUAGAAAGAAAUAAGGGAGCAGAUGAUAUCUAAGAUCAAAUUUAAUUCACUAUUAAAGUAGUUAUGCCUGUAUACAAUACAGGUGUGUAAUGUGGCAUUGAAUGUCAGUACUGUGGGUAUGUCUACCAGUAACACAGUUAACUUCCUGAUACACUGGGCGGUGUCUUUGAUUACAGUCAAUAUUAUCUGGUACUAUUUGUGUGUCCUUUUAUUUAUUUCCAUCAGUAAGUAUACAGUUACUGUAUGUGUUUUGUGUAUGUCAUUUUGAAGAUACAUCUGUUAAUAUUUAAUGAAUAAAAUCAGUUGUGAAG
Messenger RNA from Gigantopelta aegis, 4008 nucleotides. RefSeq names its product glycosylated lysosomal membrane protein B-like. The coding region runs from base 1 to 1341 and encodes 446 amino acids. Gene Ontology annotation, cellular component: lysosome. The record is from RefSeq and is a predicted model, not a curated record. The transcript has 7 exons. Lineage: Eukaryota; Metazoa; Mollusca; Gastropoda; Neomphalida; Peltospiridae.